Messenger RNA from Atta colombica, 1374 nucleotides. RefSeq lists its product as uncharacterized. Gene Ontology annotation, cellular component: chitin-based extracellular matrix. Gene Ontology annotation, molecular function: structural constituent of chitin-based larval cuticle. The transcript has 10 exons. The record is from RefSeq and is a predicted model, not a curated record. The coding region runs from base 1 to 1218 and encodes 405 amino acids. Lineage: Eukaryota; Metazoa; Arthropoda; Insecta; Hymenoptera; Formicidae.
AUGGCUGAUAUCUUGCUAAUAAAAUCUAAACCAACACCGCAGCAAUCGAUUAUUGAAGCAAAAAAUAAACUUCGGAAAUAUAUCCAGCCGGAAAUACCAAAAUCUUUCGCACCUAUUCGCUUGAGUUUUCUAGGCAACUGGUGCUUUAAACCGGAAACAUCCAUCAUGCCAUGUGAAACACAAUUGUUGGGCAGAGGAGCAAUGCAAGGUGAGACUACACAAAAGCACGAUUACACUUGGAAGCGCAUGAUGCGACCGACAGAGUUUCGACCUGAGAACAAUUUUACUUUCUCACCCUUGCCACUGGAAUCCUGCACGAUUCAUAAAUUGUCUUAUAUACCGAAUGAUCACGAAUGCUUACUGCCUAUUCAAUCGUACGCGCCUAUACAUAAGUACCAGCCAUCCGAUAUUGCGAUGGAAUCUGAGACUACGAUGAAAUUGAGUUAUCAGCCGAUAGAGCCAACGAAUCAAAUCGAGAAACCAUGGGCUAAAACUGCGCCCUAUUAUUCACCUGUCAAUCCUAUGGAGGAUAAUACUACGUACAAUCUAAGUUAUAUGCCACCUGGAACACUCGUCCCCCUGAAUCCUUGUUCUGCUUCUUACUCCUCUGUUAACAAAUAUAUAAAUAUGCGAAUCAUCACAGACUCACAUGCAAUUAUUAGAACUAAAAAUAUUUCCAUAAGUACAGCAUUAGCAAUGAUUCUGGGAUUGGCAAUGGCGCAAGAUCAAAAUUACCAUGGACGCAACUAUCAACAGGAUGAUGAACAACAUCAAGCUGACAGCAGACGACCUACGAGCACCACGCCCAUCCCAAUCUUACAUUGGAACAAACAGCAGGAACACGAUGGAACUUAUAAGAUAGGUUACGAAACGGGCAACAAUAUCAUUGCUGAAGAAAGUGGGUACAUCAAGACUAUUGGCGAAGGUGAAGACCGGGCGGAGGCGAUCGUGCAACAAGGCACCUUCUCAUACACGAGUCCCGAGGGACAGCUGAUCACCAUUCACUAUACCGCCGACGAGACCGGCUUUCACGCGCAGGGCGAUCAUAUUCCCACGCCACCGCCUGUUAGUGAAGAGAUCCAGAAAGGCCUCGACCUCAUCUACGCGGGUAUUCGUCAGCAAGAGGAGGAAGAAGCUCGCGCAGCAGCUCAAAAAGCACAACAGCCUCUGAGCCAGCAAGUCGACAGGCGGGAUGAAUAUAACAGAAAAUACCAAUAGUGAUGCUUCAUAAACAUAGCAUAUUAUAUUCGCAGCAUCAUACCGUUAUUAAGAAAUAGCUAUUAAGUUGUUAAGUUACUUUAUUCUCUCGCGUCUCAAAUACAUUCUUCAUUCUAUGUACAUUUGUAGUAAGAAACAUCGCUUCGGUAAGCUCGA